Molecule: messenger RNA, 3398 nt
Organism: Branchiostoma floridae (Florida lancelet)
Lineage: Eukaryota; Metazoa; Chordata; Leptocardii; Amphioxiformes; Branchiostomatidae
Product: inositol polyphosphate 5-phosphatase OCRL-like
Exons: 25
Coding region: 475-3195 (906 amino acids)
Biological process (GO): signal transduction; phosphatidylinositol dephosphorylation
Cellular component (GO): membrane
Molecular function (GO): inositol phosphate phosphatase activity; phosphatidylinositol-4,5-bisphosphate 5-phosphatase activity
Source: RefSeq, a predicted model, not a curated record
CCGAAUCUCGCGAGAGUUUAAACCGUUUAGGACCAACAUGGCAAACGUCAAACGGGAAACGGCCACAUUUCCUUGAUUAUAUCUGGUAUUUACCGCGACCAGGAAGUUUUUCAGCAACAGAAAGAAUCGUGGUACUUCAUCGGGAGGUUAGUUAACAAUCUAAGGUCCUUGUGGCCGGUGGAGGCCCGUAGAUACGCCCUUUUCUGACCGAUAUCGCGAUCGCCCCACCCACCCACCGCACCGGUGUCUUGUCGUCUGCUCGUGUACGUAAAUCCCGACUUGAGACUUGUACAAGACUCCUUGCAAGAACCACCGUUCGCCGCCAGUGGAAGUUAUGUCACCACGACUUCGUCUGAGAUACAGGAGAUUUUACCCCAGGGUGUGAUUCGUUUGUGAAACAUUCACAACUGUCUUACGGAUACAGGAUACCCAGCUGACUAUUAUUUUAUUGAAAAUCGGAUGUAAACAUUCAUAAUGGAUCCGUCCGGGCCGGUACAGCAACUUCUCUCACAGGGGGAAAAAUGCGUCUCAGCGGCGGAUGCAUACCUGGUGCAGGGUAGGGCGAGGGUUAGCAGAGUGGCAGCUCUGGUCGAGACAGAGACUGCCUUUGGCCCAAACUUUGGGUUCUUUAUGUUUGGGACCAAGCGCAUGCCUGUCCAGGGUUCAGACUUGACCUUGGUGACGGUCAUUCCUGUCAAGGAGGACUUUGCUGUGGAAGUCAUUGAUGACCCAUCUCAAGACCUGCUCGGAUCAGACGUACCAGUAAAGGUGUGUGGAAGUGGGCAGGUGCUGACGUUGAAUUUGCCUUUUGGCUCCAAGUCUGGGAACUUCCUCACAGCACUGAGGAGAGCCAUUAGUAUCUACACCAGUCAGCCCCCAGCAGAGGUGUUCCAGCCCUUUGCUUGGCUAGAGAAGUACGAGCUGAUGACAGCCACAGCCGACCGUUCAGACUGGCCUUGGAGCGGUACUGGACUGGAUGCCAUGGCUGCAGAGAUAGUGACAGAGGGGUUUGAGGACAACUUUGCCGACAGCCUGUCGUUUGAUGAUGCCGCAUCACUUGCAUCACAGCAGGACUUAGGAGACUCUGAGGCAGACGGAAGCGGUUUGGAGCCGGUUAACGUUUCGCGAGGAGGCUCAGCCAGCACCAUGGGGUCCAUGAUGGCCAACCCGCCAUCCGUCAGGGAACCCAUCGUCAAGAUGUACAUGCUCAAGGAGGAGGCCAAGUACACGCAUCUCAAGACGUUCAGAAUAUUUGCCGGGACGUGGAAUGUUAACGGCCAGCCUGCCACAGAAAGCCUGAAGGCCUGGCUAGCUAAAGACUCCACACCACCAGACCUCUAUGCUGUAGGUUUUCAGGAGCUGGACCUUAGUAAAGAGGCGUUCGUAUUUAACGACUCUGCCAGGGAAGAGGAGUGGGUGAAAGCUGUCACACAUGGGCUGCACCCGGAGGCAAGCUACAGACGGGUACGGCUGAUCCGAUUGGUGGGAAUGAUGCUGCUGGUGUUUGUCAGAAGCGAGCACAACAAGUUCUUAUCUCAGAUUGAGGCUCAGACGGUGGGAACAGGCAUCAUGGGAAAAAUGGGAAACAAAGGAGGAGUGGCAAUCAGGUUUGACUUCCACAACACCAGCUUCUGCAUCGUCAACUCCCACCUGGCCGCUCACACUGAACACUACGAGAGACGCAACCAGGACUACAGCGACAUCUGCGCCCGCAUGCAGUUCAACCUCACGCAACCACCACUGACUAUACACAAGCACAAUGUUGUGUUGUGGGUAGGGGACCUGAACUACAGACUUAGUGACAUUGAGAUCAGCGAAGUGAAGGCGCUGAUUGAGAAGGAGAUGUUCUGGGCCCUGAUGGAGCAUGACCAGCUCAAAAGACAGAUGAAUGAGAGGAGCGUAUUCAAAGACUUCAAGGAAGCAUCCGUCAACUUCAUUCCAACCUACAAGUACGACCCCGGCACAGACGACUGGGAUACAAGUGAGAAGUGCCGAGUGCCGGCCUGGUGUGACCGUGUCCUCUGCAAGGGUGACAGUGUGUCUGCGGUGGAGUACAGGUCUCACAGGGAACUCAAACUCAGCGACCAUAAACCCGUCUCCUGUCUCUUCGACAUCGGGGUAAAAGUCAUUGAUGAAGACAACUACAAGAGGGUGUUUGAGGAGGUUAUCAGGAAACUGGACAAGCUGGAGAAUGAGUUCCUCCCGUCUGUGUCACUCAGCUGUGUGGAUUUGAAGUUUGAACGCAUCAAGUUCCUGGAGCCCCAGAAGAAAACCAUCAGCAUCACCAACACUGGGCAGGUUCCCUGCCAGUUUGAGUUUAUCUGUAAGUUGGAUGAAAAGGAAUACUGUAAGCCAUGGCUGAAUGUUCAGCCGUCCCUGGGGUUCAUCAUGCCAGGUGACAGCUACCCUAUAGAGUUAGAAAUCUAUGUCGACAAGAACACGGCGGGCAGGCUGAACUCAGGUGAGGACAGUCUUGAAGACAUCUUAGUUCUGCACCUUGAUGGCGGGAAGGACUACUUCGUGACCGUCCAAGGAGACUUCAUCCCCAGCUGCUUCGGUUCGUCCAUCGAGGCGCUGUGCAACAUGAGGGGACCGAUCAGAGAGGUGCCUGUGGCUCGCCUGGUUGACCUGGAGGCUGGCUCCCCCAGUGAGACAUCUCCUGAGGACUCCUUCAGCACCCUGCCAAUCCCCAAGGAGAUCUGGCUUCUGGUGGAUCAUCUCUACAAACAUGCACUGUGCCAGGAGGACUUGUUUCAGCAGCCAGGGCUCCACUCAGAGAUUGAGGAGAUCCGAGACUGUUUGGACACAGGAAUGCCUGAUACCAUACCUGGGCAACCCCACUCGGUGGCGGAAUGUCUUCUGAUGUUUCUGGACAGCCUACCUGAGCCGGUUGUACCACACCAGUAUUACCAGUCAUGUCUGGACUCCUGUACUAGGUUUGAGCUUUGUGAACAGCUGAUGUCUCAGGUCCCGGAACACCACAGGAAUGUCUUCAAGUACCUGACAGCAUUCCUUCGAGAACUUCUGAAGUACCAGGAUGACAACAAGCGGGAUCCCAAGAUGUUAGCCAUGAUUUUCGGUGGCCUGUUGCUGAAACCAAAACCAGACGAGGCCAAGAGACAAAAUAACCAGCAAACAGCCCGUAGGAGGGCAACCUUCAUCUACCAGUUCCAAGUGAACCCGUAUGAUGGUUAAACUGGCCAAUCAGCAACCUGCUGUGGUCUAACUAGCCAAUCAGCAGGAGUCUAGCAGGAAGGUAGCCAAUCAGAAGGACUUUAAGUUGGCAAGCCCUGCUAGCCAAUCAGCUGCUAGUUAAAUGGAAAAACUUGUAGCCAAUCAGCAUGGUGGGUAAAGGGGACCUUAGCCAAUCGGUAAGCUUGUUGAGAGAAUGAGGCUAG